GGCCAAACACUACUUAUUAUUGUCCUUCCAACUGGUGGGGGGAAGAGCUUAUUAUUCAUAGUUCCAGCUUUUAUACUAGGCGCCAGGGUCACCAUACUCAUGGUUCCCUUCCAAGCCUUAAUCGAGGACCACGUGCAAAGGAUAUUAUAGAGCGGGGUUACCUACGCUAAAUGGACAUAGGUACAAACACACUACCCUACCUCUAUUAUUAUUAUGAGUACUAAUGUUAC
Molecule: messenger RNA, 230 nt
Organism: Paraphaeosphaeria sporulosa
Lineage: Eukaryota; Fungi; Ascomycota; Dothideomycetes; Pleosporales; Didymosphaeriaceae
Exons: 1
Molecular function (GO): nucleic acid binding; ATP binding
Source: RefSeq, a predicted model, not a curated record